AUGGAACUGCUCUCUACAGCAAGCAGAUUCAUCCCUAACUAUAAAUGUGAUCUCCAGAACAAUGUGGUAGCUGUUAUUGGGGGACCAAGCUCUAAUGAAUUCCUGGACAUGUCAACCAUCCUGAACAACUACAAAGUUGCACAAUUUGCAUACAGCUCUGCCCCAGAGAUGGAUUCUCAAACCCAAGCUGUUUUCUUCCACUGGAUGUUCCCAAAUGCAAUUCAUCAGUACAGGGGGAUCCUGCAUCUCCUGCUUCAUUUUGGAUGGACCUGGAUUGGGGUGUUCUAUAUUGAUAUUGGCAAUGCAAGAGAGGUUCUUUUAAGGACCGUGAUUCCUAUGCUUUCCAAGAGUGGCAUCUGCUUCGAUUUCAUAAGAAAUUUGGUUGGUGGGAUGCUCAGUGACGUUGAUCAAGUAGAGGAAGCAGCUUGUGAAACAUUAAGUUUUGCCUUGACUCGUACAACCAAUACUGUCAUCUUUCAUGGAGAAUUUCAGAGUAUGUUAACUUUAAGGUUUUUCCUCAAGGUUUCUGAACUUGAGGACAUGCCUGAAUAUUCCAAAGUUUGGAUUAUGACAGCAGAUGUUGAUUUCACAUCUCUUCCCUUGCAGAGAAAUUGGGAUUUAAGCUUCAUUCAUGGAUCUUUAUCCUUGGCAAUUACUUCAAAGUAUAUUUCUGGAUUUCAUCAAUUUCUUCAAGUGAGAAAUCCUGCUCUGGAGGCAGAAGAUGGUUUCCUAAGAGAAAUCUGGCAACAGGUAUUUAGUUGCUCCUUCCCUGAUUUAUCCAGUGAUGUGAUGGAUGGGAACCUCUGCACUGGGAAGGAGCAACUAGGGACGCUCCCUAUGACUGUGUUUGAAAUGAGGAUGACGGCUCACAGUUACAGUGUCUACACUGCUGUCUAUGCCAUUGCACGUGCUUUGCAUGCCUUGCACUCUUCUAUGGACAAUCAAGGAUCAGUUAGAAAUAGGAGACAGAAGCUUCAUCAACAGUCAUGGAAGCGGGGCAAGUCGGUAUUGGAGUACGCCCUGGAGUUCUGGAGGUUGGCAGAGAAGCUCACGGACUGGCUGGAGUCCCUGAGGGGGGAGUAUUUUAAGAGGGGGCUCAAUCCAGAGAUCCUGGAGCGGGCACUGGAACGGGACGACCCGUCCACAGUGAAAGAUUGGAUCUGGCUGGCCGGAACGGCGGAAUCGGCAUGGCGGCAGAUCCAACAAAGCCCGAGGCGACGGGACCAGACGAGGGACCAGCCGAGGGAGAGAACCCCCGAGGAAAGGCGGAGCAGUCGGCGCCAGUCCACUGGGGGGCGAGAGGCGACCAGAGCCCCGAACCUGGGCUUCCG
Molecule: messenger RNA, 1331 nt
Organism: Python bivittatus (Burmese python)
Lineage: Eukaryota; Metazoa; Chordata; Lepidosauria; Squamata; Pythonidae
Source: RefSeq, a predicted model, not a curated record